CCGACGGACCGCCGCUCCUGAGUCCCCUGACCAUGGGCUCGCGCAGCCGCGAACGUCGGGCUGAGGCAGUGCAGAGCACCAACGACAGCAGCGCUCUCAGCAAGAGCUCCCUGGCCGCGCGCGGGUACGUGCACGACGCCUUUGCUGCCUUGCUGGUUCCGGGGACGGCGCGCCGCACGCCGCUCAUCCACCGCGGCUACUACGUCCGCGCACGCGCCGUGCGGCACUGCGUGCGCGCCUUCGUAGAGCGGACGUGCGCGGCCCCCGGCAGCCCUCGCGCGCAGAUUCUGUCGCUGGGCGCCGGCUCAGACUCACUGUAUUUUCGCCUCAAAACUGCCGGCCGCCUGGCAGAGGCUGCUGUCUGGGAGGUGGACUUUCCGGACGUGGCCGAGCGCAAAGCGCAGAGGAUUCGAGAUACGCCGGAUCUGUGCGCGUUAACCGGGCCUUUCCAGCGCGGAGACCCCGGGUCCAAUCUGUGCUUUGAGAGCUCCGACUACCGCAUCCUGGGCCUGGACCUGCGGCAGCUGCAGCGGCUGGACCAGGCCCUUGCCGCCGCCGGUCUUGACGCGGCCGCCCCGACUCUACUCCUGGCUGAGGCCGUGCUCACCUACCUCGAGCCGGAUGAUGCCGCGGCCCUCAUCGCCUGGGCCGCCCAGCGGUUUUCUAAUGCCAUUUUCGUCGUCUACGAGCAGAUGAGGCCGCAGGACGCCUUUGGCGAGUUCAUGCAGCAACAUUUUCGGCACCUAAAUUCUCCCCUUCAUGGCCUUGACCGCUUUCCCGACUCGGAGGCUCAGCAGAAGCGCUUCCUUCAGGCCGGCUGGACUGCCUGUCGCGCCAUGGACCUGAAUGAAUUCUAUCGCUGCUUUCUCCCCGCAGAAGAACGCCGACGCGUGGAAAAUCUUGAAACUUUUGACGAGUUUGAGGAGUGGCAUCUGAAGUGUGCCCACUAUUUCAUUCUAGCCGCUUCUCGGGGAGACAGCCUCUCCCAGACUCUGGUGUUUCCACCUUCAGAGACGUUUCCUCGGAUAGAUCCGGCUUCCCCUUCAGGAGUCUUACCUGCCAGUGUAGUCACUGGGGAAACCCAGGGCCCGGGCCUUAAGAGAUAUGGCCACGCCUCUGUCCUUUUGAGCCCAGGCGUUAUUUUCAGUGCAGGAGGAUUUGGAGAGCAGGAGGGGCGACAUUGCCGAGUGAGCAAGUUUCAUAUGCUCUUAAGAGACAGUGACUUUGAAUGGAAAGGCAACCAGAUAGGCAGUUGGGGAACUGGAGCUCAGUGGGAUGGACGCCUUUAUCACACCAUGACGAGACUUUCAGACACUCAGGCUCUGGUUCUAGGAGGGAGACUGUCCCCAGUAACUCCAGCCUUGGGGAUACUCCAACUUUCUUAUGAGAAAGAGGAUAAUUGCAGUGAGGACCCAAAUGUAACAGUCACGAAGUUUGGUCCAGAAGAUUCCACCUUGUCACGUUGGCGCCAUUCAACAACAGAAGUGUCCUGUGAAAAUCAGAAAUAUUUGUUUGUGUAUGGGGGCCGCAGUGUGGCAGAACCUGUACUAAGUGACUGGCAUUUCCUCCAUGUGGGGACAAUGACUUGGGUUAGGAUCCCAGUGGAGGGAGAAGGACCUGAAGGUCGGCAUUCCCAUAGUGCCUGCAGCUGGCAAGGGGGAGCCCUCAUUGCUGGAGGUCUGGGUGCUUCUGAGGAGCCACUGAGCUCUGUAUUCUUUCUGAAACCAAUCACUUGUGGAUUCCUCUGGGAAUCCAUAGCCAUCCAGCCUCCCAUUACCCCAAGGUACUCCCACACAGCUCAUGUAGUCAAUGGGAAGCUUUUGCUGGUUGGAGGGGUCUGGAUUCAUUCCCCCGCAGUUCCUGGAGUGACUGUUAUUGAUUUGUCUACAGGAUUGAGCUAUGAGUAUCAGAUUGACACAACAUGUGUGCCGUGGCCAUUAAUGUUACACAAUCAUACCAGCAUCCUCUUUCCUGAAGAGCAACAGCUCCUGCUCCUUGGAGGUGGUGGGAACUGCUUUUCCUUUGGCACCCACUUCAACCCCCAUCCAGUGACGUUAGACCUUUCUUCUUUAAGUGCUAGACAGUAAAGACUGGCACUUAAAGACUGGACUUCCUUUAUAUUCAGGACCCACUAAAGUGAACAAUAAAGCUUUCCAAAAUAGGA
This is a messenger RNA of Odocoileus virginianus texanus, 2164 nucleotides long. It is a transcript of the gene LCMT2, whose product is annotated as leucine carboxyl methyltransferase 2. Gene Ontology annotation, biological process: wybutosine biosynthetic process; tRNA methylation. NCBI's taxonomy places the organism in Eukaryota, Metazoa, Chordata, Mammalia, Artiodactyla, Cervidae. The record is from RefSeq and is a predicted model, not a curated record. Gene Ontology annotation, molecular function: protein binding; tRNA methyltransferase activity.